UAAACUCUAUUCUAUAUGUCCCAAUAUAUGGGAGAGUUCUCUUCUACCACUCCCAGUGUUUCUAUUUCUUUUCAUUCUUCUUAUCAAGCACUUUUCACUCACUUUUCAAUUCUUAGCUGUCUCCUAAGGUGGUAUUCUUCAACUUGCACCAUUUCUUUUUCAUCCAUCAUAUCUUCCAUCAAUCUUGCUUGUAUUAUAAAUUAAAAAAAUCCCCUUUUUUUUUCAUUGUCUCUUUGAAUUGCAAACAUGUUACUUAGAAGUUCUUCAGCACCAAUUCUAACUUCCUUGCUACCAUACUCUAUGGAGUCUUCCACCGAGCCGGCCGAACUGGUUGUCCAUCUCCCUAGGGCAACAUCGGUUUUUUGUCUAAGCCAACACUUGGUGGAGACAGAACUCCAUAGUAACACACCAAGUCCUAAGAAAAAAUGUUCUGUCCCACCAUCGCCACGUAGUAAAGUUCUAAGAACUCAACAUAGUACAAAGAUCAAAGAAAUAGACGAAGCAAAAGAUCCGGAACAAAAGAUGUGCAUGGAAGCUAAAUCUUCGGUUCAAGGAUUGUUUUCAAGCUCCGGAUUAGAUAAUAAGGUAGUCCUUAAUCAUGAAGGGUGCGCCGGGGCCGGCGAGGGGAAGCAAGAGAGUCUUAAAUUGCAAACUUUAGUGAUGGAUGGUGGUAUGGGAAGUAAUGGUAGUGGAAGAGUAGGCUAUGGUGAUGGAGGAGGAUGGGAAUUCUUUGAAGGAAAUAAUAGUAAUAAUGGUGGGGAUAGAACUGAUGCUUAUUAUCAACAAAUGAUUGAAGCUAACCCCAAUGAUUCUCUUCUGUUGGGAAAUUAUGCUAAGUUUUUGAAAGAGGUUCGUGGAGAUUACCCUAGAGCAAAGGAGUUUUUUGAAAGAGCAAUUUUGGCUACUCCUGGUGAUGGUCAUAUUUUAUCACUCUAUGCAGAAACUAUUUAUGUCAUGGCUUCAUAUGCGAAGUUCCUCUGGGAGGCUGAAGACGAAGACGAUGACGAUGACGGCCGGAAUGAGUUGGACAACCAUACACAUUCACCGGAUCUCUUUCAAGGAACUAAACAUCACACUCAUUUAACUGCAGCCUCAUAA
This is a messenger RNA of Arachis duranensis, 1098 nucleotides long. RefSeq lists its product as uncharacterized. Bases 247 to 1098 code for a protein of 283 amino acids. NCBI's taxonomy places the organism in Eukaryota, Viridiplantae, Streptophyta, Magnoliopsida, Fabales, Fabaceae. Gene Ontology annotation, molecular function: protein binding. The transcript has 3 exons. The record is from RefSeq and is a predicted model, not a curated record.